Anoplophora glabripennis (Asian longhorned beetle) is the source of this 2347-nucleotide messenger RNA. It is a transcript of the gene Orc3, whose product is annotated as origin recognition complex subunit 3. Gene Ontology annotation, biological process: DNA replication initiation; DNA replication. The coding region runs from base 116 to 2245 and encodes 709 amino acids. The record is from RefSeq and is a predicted model, not a curated record. The transcript has 9 exons. Gene Ontology annotation, molecular function: DNA replication origin binding. NCBI's taxonomy places the organism in Eukaryota, Metazoa, Arthropoda, Insecta, Coleoptera, Cerambycidae. Gene Ontology annotation, cellular component: nuclear pre-replicative complex; nuclear origin of replication recognition complex; DNA replication preinitiation complex.
AAAAACAUUAUUUAUAUUUUAGAAACUUGAGGAAAUUAUAUAAUUUUUCCGUAGUAACAAUUUAAAAAUAAAUAUAUGUUUUUAAGUAUAAAAGUGAAGUAUUUGUUAGCAAGAUAUGGAUGAAAAUGAAACAGUAUCUGUUUCAAAGGGAGUCUUUGUCUUUAGAAACAAUUUUAAACCACUUACGAAGAAUUUAAAAAGCAAAAAGAAAAUAUCUGAAAGUAGUCAUUUUGAAAGCGUUUUUUCAAAGAAUUUAUGGUACCAAUCCUAUAUUUCCUUAUGGAGUAUAUUAGAGGAGAAUAUUGAAACGUUAAGUACUAAUAUGUUCUCUUCAGUUUUAAGCGAUUUAUUAACAUUCAUUAAAAAGAGCCAUGAUACAUUAAUUGAUGAAAUACCAACAGCGGCUUUACUAACAGGAAUUAACAUGCCCGAUCAUGGAGCACAGUUUUUAACUUUAUCUAAACAAAUUCAGAAGACAAUAUCACCUCAUGUUGCCUGUCUUUCUAGCCAAAAUUGUCAGAGUAUAAAAUAUUUGAUGGAACAUAUGAUAAAUCAAUUUAUUAAUAAAGGAGAAUAUUCUUCUGAUGAAGGUGAACUACUGGUGGAUGAAACUAAAGUUCAGUAUAAGAAGACUCAGUUAACACUUCCAGUGUUAAAAUGUUGGUAUGAAGAUUUAUAUAAAGAAAAACCGGUCACCUCACCCAAAAAAAUAAGAAUCAAGAACAAGAGAAAAGUUCUAGUCGUAAUUAUUCCUGAUUUUGAAAGUUUUAAUUCUCAAGUACUACAGAAAUUUAUAUUAAUAAUCAGUUGGUACAUAAAAGUGUUACCUUUUGUUUUCGUUCUGGGUAUAGCCACAUCUUUGACUACAUUACAUAUGUCACUUCCUUAUCAAGUUUCGUCAAAAAUUAGUGUCCAAGUGUUCAACUCCCAACCAUCGACAGUUUAUCUUAAUAACAUUUUGGAUGACUUAUUUUUUACUUUGGAUUGCCCGUUUCAACUGGGAGGAAAGGUUUUCAACCUUUUCACUGAUAUAUUCCUCUUUUACGAUUUAUCUGUGAAUAAUUUUAUUCAGAAUAUCAAGUAUGCCAUGGCUGAACAUUUUUGUUAUGGAAAUGCUAUGGCAUUAUGCAGUUUUGAUAAAAAAAAAAUCACACAAACUCUAACCAAAUUCAGUCAUGAAGAUUUCGAAAAUGUAAGGCGCCUCAUAUCAUUUAGGAAGCUUGUAGAAAAUGAAUCUUAUGAAAAUCGAAUCAAACUGUUAACUGAUGAUGAAUAUUUAAAGAUAGUUUUAGAAGAAGAAAUUAACAAAAUUAUAAAAUAUAUCAGAAGGCUGCAUAUAUUUUUAAAAUGUCUAUUAAUAAUGGUAGAAGAUUUACCCAAAGCACCAUUAGGAAAACAGGUUCGCGAAUUGUACUCCGUCACGGUAUCCAAAAAUAUUUCAAAAACUCCCGAGUACAAGGAAUGCUUCCAGUUGUUAGGCUUCCAGUCCAAAGAAGAACUCUCUGUGAAACUCUCAAAAGUUAUUGAUUAUUUGUCUCCCUUAAUCAAUAGUCAUAGCAAACAAAAUAAAAUUAAGGAUUUUGUGAAUCAAUUAAACACAUUUUUAAAUAAUAUGAAUAAUUUCAAUAUGAAUGACAUCGAAGAGGCUGUAUUGGAAAUUGAAAAUGAAGACAAUGUUAUCACUGGUCAAAUGGAUAGAAAACAAUUAAAAGAGAAAUUGUUAAGGAUGUCUAAACAAACAGACAAACCUCUAAAUAAGUAUGAAAGAAUAAGAAAGGACAUAAUUCAAUGCAUAAAAGAUACUAUGGAUAAAUACCUUAUCGAACCAAAUACAUUUUAUUUUCAUGAAAUAUUUUUCUUUAAUAACAUCUCCAUUCAGAACUAUAUCAUAGGGGCACAUCGCUCUGCAAUACACAACGCCUUAAACGAUCCUCACUAUUACUUACAGUGCGCUUCAUGUUGCGAAAUACCAAACAAUUCCGCCAUAAAACUUACUAUGCCGGACAUCUGCAUAGCUUACAAGCUACAUUUGGAAUGCGGGAAAAUGAUAAACCUGUACGAUUGGUUGCAGGCGUUUCUUAGUAUUCUUGAUCCUGCGGAUGUCGAUAAUGAGAGCAGAAGAGAAGUGAAUCCCGAAUUACAAGCUCGUUUCACGCAGGCAGUAGCUGAAUUGGAAUACUUGGGUUUCGUCAAGAGUUCAAAAAGAAAGGCUGACCACGUUACCAGAUUGACGUGGGGUGGAUAAAUAGGAAAAUAAGGCAAGGCUAAUGUAUUUUAUAUUUAUUUUCUAAAUUCUCUAGAUUUCCAAAAUAUUGAAUGAUUCAAUAUUUUGCAGAAAUUUAAUAAA